UAAUUUUGUUUGAAAAAAGGCACCUGUGAUUGAAUUAAUUCUUAACCUAAUUAUUUAUGCAAGGCCCUUUUUUAAAAAAAAAUAUGGAAAAAAAAACAUAUGUAAAUUCUUGACACUGUAUUUACAUUUAAAAUCUGCAGCAUGUAGUUUUUUCUCAUGAACUUUCCUGCUUAGUUAUCAUUAUUACCAUCUUCAGCACCACCACUCUUAACUUAACAUCUGUUUCCAUUCUAUAAUAGCAUGGGUUGGGUGGGGAUUAUACCCCUUAUGCCCCUUAUAUGACCUUUCAAUCUAAUCUAGACCAUUCCUAUCAAUAAAGGGAGAGUGAUCGCUCUUGCUAACGCAAAGACUUGCCCAAUUCUGAGAAAUGAGAAACUAGCUGAGCCAUUAUUUGCUCCCCUAGUUCCACAAACAUUUUGUCUGGCUGAGCAAUAUCAAUUCAUCUCACAUGGAAAUCAAUGUUAUCUUUCAUAUUAUUUGAAGUAAAAAAUAACCAAAAUGUGUAAAAAAUAUUAAGAUUUAAAAAUGGAUAUAAAAGAUUUUGUAAUAAAAUAUGUAAUAAAAUAUUUAUAAACUCAAUCUAAACCCAAUCUAAAUUAUUGUAACCUUGGGUGAGCGAUUUAUUGCUCGGCUGUUAUAUUUGUAUUGAUAGGCUUGCUAGGUUAUUUGUUUUUUAAAUCUAUUUUCUCUGCUUCAAGCCUGUCUAGAUUAUCUUUUGCUAAGUCUUUCUCAGUCUACCCUGUAACUAUCAAAGCUCUACACUUUCUUACCCAGUUAACCCCUCCCCCACUAUUUUUUCUGAAUGUCAGCAAGUCAAUCUUUGCUAACCAUUCUCAUAUCAUUCUUUCAUAAACAGUCAAGAUCUUUUUGCUUCACUGCCCAUGUCUUACUACAGUACAACAGUUAAUUGAUACUUUUUACACACGCCUAAACCAACCAAUCUCCACCUCAAUUGACAAGACUCUAUUAGUCAACCAAAAAAAAUAACUUUCUGGAUUAUUCCCUAGCAGAAUCAUUCUGCAUGCAGUACUUCGACUAACACACCUCUCAUUACUAUCACCUAAUUCGUUAAGGUUAAAAUUUAACCUUUGAUAAAAAAUUUCCUAAAAUAAAAAUUGCUAACAGGCUAUAAAAAGAAGAAAUCGUUUAAAAGAAAGUCCUAUUUGUAACAAGAGAUCAAUGGAAAUCAAUGGUACACAAUCCUCCAAGACCACAACUAUAAGAUGGUUUGUUUAGUUUUUAAAAUGCAUGCAAAAAUGAGAAGAAAUAAAGUGAAUCUGAUUGGAUUUUGCAUUAUCUUCAUGGCUAUGGAAUUAUCGCAUUCUGUGUACCAGUCUGUUACAUAUCCUUCUAUCAUUUGGGAUCCUUGGAAUCCACUGUUUGCAUGUGAUGUUCCAAAGAUAUCUGUUAGGCUUGACGAUAGUAUUAACUUUAAUUGUCCAUCAAAAGAGCUUCAAAGUUUUUUGCAAAAGGGAACUACUCUUAGCAAUGUAUAUGAAAAUAUUUAUUUUAUUGAUACAAAUAAAAAUAUGUAUGACAGCUGUAAUGCCACAGGUGGUAUCAUGUUGUUAAAUUGUACGUACACGAACGGUGAUCCAUCAUCCAAAACUUUAAGUUUUCGUCAAUUUUCGUUCCCUGGUAUGCCUACGUUUACAGCUGGGAAAACUCAUUAUAUUAUUGGAACUGGCUUUCGUACUAAAGAGAAUCUUGCUAAUAUGGUUGGUGGGAGUUGUUCAAAAAGUGGAGCUAAGGGUGAACAUAAAUUACGACUCGAGAUAUAUGUUUGCACUGAAGAUGAUAUAAAGAGUGGGACAUGUGACUCAUGUAAAACUACAGGCUGCUACUACAAGGGCUGUGGCACUGUGAACUGUACAAAUUGGUCAUAUUUGAAUGGCAGCAAUAUGAUAGUGGAUGAAUCUGGAGACAGAUGUUCACGGUUGCUUUCCAGAACAUGCUCAAAUGUGCUCACAAGCACAUCUACUGUUGAGUAUAAGAAGGAACAAACAACUUGUGGCAUUGUGACAGGUAAAAAGAAUUGCUCUCAAUGGUUUUCUACUAGUGGCUCUUAUGUUGACCAGUCUGAAAAGAAAUGCAUAAGUAUUAUGCAAAGAACAUGUGUACACCCUGUUUUUGGUAACAGUACUGAAUUCAAGAGUGUUGAGGGCAAAUCUUGUGUUUUUCCUACUGAAGGAGGGCUAAUAACAGGAGCUAAACAAACGGGUAAAGUUGGAUCCUCUGAUAAAACGUUGAUGUAUGUUGUGAUAGCUGCUGUAACUUCUUUGACUUGUGGUAUUAUUUUUGGUGCUUGCGGACAUCAUAAACUUCACUCACGAAAUUGCAACUACAAGGAGAAAAAUGGAAAUAAAGUUUUAGAUGGAAGAACAGAAAAAGGCGAUGGAUUUGUAAACAAAGGUUAUCGUGAAAGUGUGUCAGCCCCAGGCACUGAUGCCCCAUCUAUUCAUUAUGACACAGUGCAAGAAAAGGUUGGAGGGGUACGAUCUACAUUUGGAUGAUGUAAAUGACAGUUUGGAAGAUGUAAUGAUGGUACUUUCACCAAAAUCAAAUCUUUGUAGUAACAAAAAUUAUAUAACAAAAAAAUGGCUGCACUGAUUUCCAUAAAUGAUGUGUGCAUAUAACAAUUGUUUGUUAUUUUCAAAACAUAUCAUAUUUAAAUUCUAUAACUAUUAAACGUCUGGUAAUUUUUCCUGCAGUCUAUAGGAUUGCUAAAAUUAAUUCAGUUUUUUAGGGUAACUGACCUUGAAGGAAAAUCUUUUUCUGUCUCUCUGUCUGUAUGUCUGUCUGCACUAAAUUUACAAGUUUUUUAUUUGUAAGAUUAUUUCAGGAUAAAUUUAAUUGGACUAUAAAUUUAAUACAGUUUUAUAUAAAUUUUUAUUCUAGUUACCAUAAUUUGGAUAGGGGAGUUAUGAUGUUAUUUCUGAUAAUGCUAUUGUGAUUUUUAACUAUUGUAUUUUAAAUUAUUGUAAAAGAAAUAUUAAAAAAACGUUGGAUUAGUAAGAGAAAAUACUUUAUCUAAAUUGAGAAAUCGUGUCGAAAAUAAAAGAUUCUCAGUGAACAGCAGCCCUAAGUCAUGCUAAGAUGAAUCACCCUUUUUUAGAUUGUUUUAAUUAAAAAUGUUGUGACUGCUACCUAGCAACUAAAUGGUUUAUAUAAUAUUAAGCAUUGGUUGUAAUCAAGAGCAUACUUGACUGCAUCAUUAAUAUCAUUAACAUGUGAUUAUAACUCACUGUGUUUAAUUAUUUUUGACUCAGAAAUACACAGUAAGGCAUGUA
Molecule: messenger RNA, 3290 nt
Organism: Hydractinia symbiolongicarpus
Lineage: Eukaryota; Metazoa; Cnidaria; Hydrozoa; Anthoathecata; Hydractiniidae
Exons: 9
Coding region: 1224-2513 (429 amino acids)
Cellular component (GO): membrane
Source: RefSeq, a predicted model, not a curated record